AUGGCCACCAUGAGCGAUACUAUUGCUAUGACGGCUGUCAUCUCAACCCAAGAUGACGGUCCAUCACAAAUUCGGGAGAGCCUCGAGAUGGCCGCCCUCGGCCAAGGCGCCUCCCCAGAACCCCCAUCGUCACCAGAACCCUCAUCGCCACCAGAAUAUCCCACCGGCGCCAAGCUCUGGCUCAUACUCGUCACCGUGGCCGCCGUCCUCGUGCUCGCCUGCAUCGACAUGAACAUCCUGCCCACCGCGCUGCCCGCCAUCACGAACCACUUCCACACCGUCCGCGACGUCGGGUGGUACGCCUCGGUCUUUCGCCUGUGCGUGUGCGCCUUCCAGUUCGUCUUUGGCCGGGCCUACGCGCUCUUCUCCGUCAAGCGCGUCUUCCUCGCCGCCAACGGCGUCGCCAUGGCCGGCGGCCUGCUCUCCGGCGCCGCCACCUCGUCGCGCAUGCUCGUCGCCGGGCGCGCGCUCGCCGGGCUGGGCUCGUCGGGCCUCUUCGCGGGCUGCUUCAUCAUCCUGGCGCAGUCGCUCCCGCUGCACCGGCGGCCGCUGCUGCUCGGGAUCAUGGGCGGCGUCGAGGGCGUGGCGGCGUGCGCGGCGCCGCUGCUGGGCGGCGCGCUGACGCAGUCGCUGGGGUGGCGUUGGUGCUUCUACGUCACGGUGCCGAUUGGCGCUGCGACGCUCGUCUGCACGUGGCUUUGCUUCUCCGACGCGGCCAAGCCGGAGGAGGUGGCGCGCAUGAGCCUGCGGCAGAAGCUGGUGCAGCUGGACCUGCUCAGCAAUUUGAUCUUCUUGCCGUCGCUGACCAGUCUCUUCCUGGCGCUGUCGUGGGCGGGCACCAAAUACCCAUGGAGCGACGGGAGAGUGAUUGGGACGCUCGUCACAUUCGCUGUGCUUUUGGCUGCGUUCAUUUACAAUCAGAUGCGUCGCGGUCGAGCUGCCACGCUGCCUCCUCACAUCAUGAGGCACCGAACAGUCAUUGCAGGGAUGGUAUUUAUCCUUUGCAUGAAUAGUGCAGACAGCAUCCUGGACAAUUAUUUACCGACUUACUACCAAGUCGUUCGGCAUUAUUCGCCCGCGAAAAGCGGCUACAUGAUGCUUCCCAUCAUUGUCGGUGCCAUUAUCGGCUCCCUGAUCCAUGGCGCGGGCACGAGUGCCUUUGGCUAUUACGCUCCAUUCAUGCUAUUCGCGUCCAUCUUGGGGCCCAUCGCGCUGGGUCUGACGACAACCUUUAGCGCCGACACCAACUUUGUGCAGCUAAUCGCCUACAGCUUCAUGUUUGGGCUAGCGUAUGGCAUCGGCUUCUUGGGGCCGCAGAACGCCGUCCAAACAGCCCUCGCUGCGGAAGACAUUCCCUUGGGUCUGUCUGUGAUACUGUUUGCGCAGUCGUUUGGACCCGCGGUGGCUGUGACGGUAGCGCAAGUCCUUUUCUCUUCCAAACUAUCGUCUAGCCUCGGCCGUCUCAACGUUGGCUUCAACCAGACAGAAAUGGCGGAGAAGGGCUUGCUGGAAAUCUUUCAGGACAUUCCUUCGGAUGGCAUUGGAAAGGCCCUGGAUGGCUUUGAGGAGAGCAUUGCGAGAGCGUGGUAUCUUGCGGUGGCUUUUGCUUGCAUGACCAUGGUUGGCACCUUGCUCGUGGAAUGGAAGUCGGUCAAAACUAAGAAAGAGUAA
Molecule: messenger RNA, 1671 nt
Organism: Akanthomyces muscarius
Lineage: Eukaryota; Fungi; Ascomycota; Sordariomycetes; Hypocreales; Cordycipitaceae
Exons: 1
Coding region: 1-1671 (556 amino acids)
Biological process (GO): transmembrane transport
Molecular function (GO): transmembrane transporter activity
Source: RefSeq, a predicted model, not a curated record